AUGACGAACGGGACGCAUGGGACGACCGGGCGAUCUCGAACGGGGACGAGCUGGGCGCGAGGGACGCUCUGGACCGGCGCGCGCGAUGGCGAGGCGCGCGGGGGGGGGGUUCGCGCGCGCGUCGAUCGGGCGUGGACGGUGGACGGGAGGUGGGCGACGGGGACGGCGGGCGGACGCGGGGAAUCGCGCGCGCGGGCGGCGUCGAGCUCGAGCCCGGCCGCGCGCGCGGUGGUGGGACGGGAAAACGACGAGUCGAGCGCGAUGGUGAGGAAAGGGUCGAUCGGCGAGGCGACGCGCGCGGUGGUGGCGACGGCGACGGAUAAUAAUAACGCGUUCAUGACGCGGGCGCGGCGGGCGCGGGUGGGCGUCCCGGGGGCGCGGGCGGCGUACGAGAUCACGACCUCGGUGCGGGAAGUUUUCGGACACGUGAGUUUCUUACUCUUGGGGUACUCCUAUCUCACGAGCGAUCUGAUGCAGUUGCGGGCGCUCGCGGUGGGGGGGUUGUCGGCGGCGAUGGUGUUUCAAUACUUUCGCGCGGAUCCGCUGUGGUUGCCGAUUCGAUGGAACGCGCUCUUCGUCGCGAUCAACGCGAUUUGGGUCGCGAAGAUGUGGUUCGACGAACGCGACGCCGAGCGGUGGUGCACCGCGGAAGAGCGAGCGCUGUACGAGCGACACUUUUCGCACAUGGCGUUGGCGGAUUUUCGAACGCUCGUCUCGCGCGGUCGAUGGAUGGAUUUGGACGUCGGUACCGAGGUCACGACGGAGGGGAAGCCGAACGUGAGCGUGUGCGUCAUCGUUCGGGGCGACGCUGACGUGUUCAUCGGUGGGAAGCGAGUGAAUACGAUUCCCGCGGGCAACUUUAUCGGCGAGAUGUCGUUGAUGCGAAGCGUCGAGCACGGGAAGAACGGUAAAGUGAACAAGGAAGGAUCGAUCCAAGCCCGAGCCGCGAGCGCGACGGUCCGAAUCGUCAAUCGCGCGCGAGUGUUUCAGUGGGACGACGGCGUCUUGAGGCGAUUGCUGCGAGAGGAUGACAACGUGAAGAGCGGCGUGCACGCCGCGUUCGGCGUCGGCUUGGCUGAAAAGUUGCUCACGACGCGCGUGAUGUCCACAAAGAUGAUCCAGAGCUCUCCCGACCUCGUCAGAGGCGCUCUCGCGCAGUGA
Molecule: messenger RNA, 1161 nt
Organism: Ostreococcus tauri
Lineage: Eukaryota; Viridiplantae; Chlorophyta; Mamiellophyceae; Mamiellales; Bathycoccaceae
Product: RmlC-like jelly roll fold
Exons: 1
Coding region: 1-1161 (386 amino acids)
Source: RefSeq, a predicted model, not a curated record